UAAGUUUAAAAAAAAAAAAUAAGUUACAAUUGGUACAAUUCUAUAGAUGUCUUUGUGAACAAAAUAGAUAGAAGGCCUGAUGAAAUAUUUGCAGUUUCUAGAAAUAUUUGUGGGUUCAGUGAAAAUAUAAAAGCCCUAAAAAAUAAUUUAAAGUUUGUCAUAACAUAACUGUACGUCGAAUAUACUCAGGUAUACAAACCAGAAUUAAAACAUACAAAACAAAAACCAAUGAGAACUGAAAUCACAAGUCAAGCUUAUCUUAUAAAGAGAUUUAAUGAUUCUUCCUAAUUUUAAGUCAGGAAGGAAAAAAUAAUUACACAUAAAUUAUAUUAAUGCACAUCUAAAUAUAAUAACAUAUAUUUUUAAUAAAGAUUAGAAACAUUAAUUUUUCCAAAUAAUUGCAAAGAUUAUCGUAUUAUUAUUAAUAACUCCAGGGAGUAAUCGAUUACAAUUUAAACAUUACAGGAUUCGGAGGAAUGAUUCAAAAAUUAUCGAUAUUAAAAUGAUAUGGAUGGAUGUCACAGAUGCUAUUCUACAGCUAAUAGACAAUAGAACUUUACAUAUGUUUUUGACAGUUGACAGUGACAGUUCUAAGUAGUAAGUUCUUAUUUCUUAAGAAUUUGACUGAAUUAAAUGCAAAGGUUAUGUUAUUUAAAGUCCUUUAUUUAAAUAAUAACAGAAAUGACUGUGAAACCGAGAGAGAAAGUAGACGGUGAUGACGAUCCCGUGGAGUCGAUGUUAAAAAAAGCAGGUUGCUUAGAUUUACAUUAUAAAGUUCAGGAAUGCAUAAAUACUACGAAGGAUUGGAGAAAAUGUCAAACAGAAGUAAAUGAUUUCAAAACAUGUAUCACGAAACACAAAGAUGAAAUGAUUAGAUUAAAAAAUUAAUUUAUUAUUUAUUUUGUUAAAUAUUUAUUCUUUGAGCAAGGUUUGGUA
Messenger RNA from Vanessa atalanta (red admiral), 936 nucleotides. RefSeq names its product cytochrome c oxidase assembly factor 4 homolog, mitochondrial. Gene Ontology annotation, biological process: mitochondrial respiratory chain complex IV assembly. Lineage: Eukaryota; Metazoa; Arthropoda; Insecta; Lepidoptera; Nymphalidae. The transcript is spliced from 2 exons. The record is from RefSeq and is a predicted model, not a curated record. Gene Ontology annotation, cellular component: mitochondrial intermembrane space. The coding region runs from base 682 to 888 and encodes 68 amino acids.